CACUGAGGCUUGCCGCGAUCUCUGUUUAAGGACUCUGACUAAAUAAGACUGCCAGCCGCCCUCGCGCACUUCCUCGUUUCCACCGCUUCAACCUCCUCCUUCUCCUCCUCCACCUCUUCUCCUUCCCUCCCCCUCCUGUCUCUCCUCAAGACAGAAUCCAUAUCAUGUCACCUCUCCGCUUGCGAAUAGACGGCGCCACAUUUCGAGACAACGAGAACCGGGUUGUGACGCUCCACGGCAUCAACGCUGCGGGCGACGCGAAAUUUCCUGCCAAUCCAGAUCAACCUUCACACAUACCAGAGGGCUUCUUCGAUGCCGACCAUGUCUCCUUCGUUAACAGGCCGUUCUCCGUAGACGAUGCACCGACGCACUUUGCACGAUUACGCGGCUGGGGUUACAACACUAUAAGAUAUAUCUUCACAUGGGAAGCCAUAGAACACGAGGGUCCGGGAAAAUAUGAUGAAGAGUGGAUACAACAUACCAUCUCCAUUCUCCGAGUGGCGAAGGGAUAUGGAUUCUAUAUCUUCAUGGAUCCUCAUCAGGAUGCUUGGUCACGAUUCUCCGGUGGCUCAGGAGCCCCAUUAUGGACACUCUAUGCCUGCGGGUUGAACCCCAGAUUCUUCGACGUCACCCAAGCAGCCCUUGUACAAAAUGUCGUUCCGGAACCAGACAAGUAUCCCAAGAUGAUAUGGGCGACCAACUACACACGUUUCGCCUGCCAGGUGAUAUUCACGCUAUUCUUCGCAGGCAGGGACUUCGCACCGAAGGCGAUCAUUGAUGGGAAGAAUAUCCAGGACUACCUAGAAGAGCAUUUCUUCGGCGCAUGCGAGCAUCUGGCGAAGCGAAUCCACGAAGCUGGCGACAUCUGGCACGACCCCGUCGUCGGAUGGGAGAGCUUGAACGAACCGAAUAAAGGCUUGAUUAGCCACCAGGACUUGACCGUCAUCCCCAGCGAGCAAAAGUUGCAGAAGGGGACCUCUCCCACUGCUUGGCAGGCGAUACUUACCGGAUCGGGUAGAGCUUGCGAGGUCGAGACGUGGGACUUUGGGGCUAUGGGACCGUACAAGUCUGGCACAGUUCUAGUAGACCCUGAAGGCAAGCAAGCAUGGCUUUCUGCGGAUUCCGACGAUACGAAAUACGGAUGGAAGCGUGAUCCAGGAUGGAAAUUGGGCGAGUGCCUCUGGGCGCAACACGGCGUAUGGGACCCCGCGACCGAUACGGUAUUACGAAAGGACUACUUUGGCAAACACCCAAAGACUGGCGCCAAAGUCGAUUACGAAUACUUUGUGAAUAAUUACUGGCUGGGCCAUUACCGCAAGUAUAGUGCUAUGGUCAAGAGGAUCUUCCCGGACUCGUUGAUGUUUUUCCAACCACCAGUACUUGAGAUCCCUCCCAACGUGAAGGGAACCCAGGACGAUGAUCCAAACAUGAUUUUCUCGCCACACUUUUACGACGGCAUUACGCUACUUACGAAGAAAUGGAAUCGGGUAUGGAAUAUUGAUGUUUUCGGCGUUUUGCGAGGCAGAUACCUCACACCAGCUUUCGCGAUCAAGAUUGGUGAAACUGCCAUUAGGAAUUGUUUUGCUGCCCAGCUCAGGGCAAUACGCGAGGAAGGAGAAAAAUACUUGGGUGUGCAUCCGUGUGUGUUUACUGAGAUCGGUAUACCCUACGACAUGGACGAUAAGUAUGCGUAUCGCACCGGCGAUUACAGCAGCCAGAUUGCGGCACUAGAUGCCAACCACUUUGCGCUUGAAGAGAGUAAUGCGAACGGCUUCACUCUUUGGACUUAUGUUGCAACGAAUAACCAUUACUGGGGAGAUCAAUGGAACGGUGAAGACCUUUCCAUCUACUCUGUGGACGACAAAGCGCUUCCCCCGGGUGCAUUCACACUCGCCGAUUCACGGGCGUCAUUGGACACAGGUUCGCCAUCAUUUUCCCAAGCACAAGCCUCGGAUACACUCAGUGUCUCUCCUGGCAACCUUAAGAAGACGUUGACUGCGGAGAACAUGAGUUCUCAAUCCAAUGGCGGCGAUGUCCGGGGUUUGCGUGCAGCGGAAGCUUUUGUACGUCCGACUCCAGUGGCUACUCAUGGACUGCUCAAGUCGUUUGGAUUCGAUUUACGCAACAGUACGUUCAAAAUUGCGCUCACAGCGCCAAGUCCAACCAAAGAGGAUGCGCCCACGGUGGCAUUCCUGCCCGAGUUCCACUUCCCCAAUGGACAGACGAGUGUGGAGGUAUCUGGGGGCAAGUGGACUAUUACAGUUGAAGAGUCGGAAGGAGUGGAGCAGCAGAUCCUCAGGUGGUGGCAUGCGGAGGGAGAUCAGACGAUUACCGUAAAGGGAGUAGUGCGGAAGACGGGCGCCGGAUCAGGAACAGAAGAGGACGAGGGCUACCUCCGACAAUGCCAGAAGAAUGCAUGCGCGGUCAUGUGAGCAAGCGAGCAAGCAGGAUAUCAUCUCUUUUCGGUCAUGUUUCUCUCUCAGUGUUGAUGGGGUUUCAUCCUAGCUAUUAUGGCCCCAAUGUGGGGGAAUGUUAGGCGUUCUAUGGAGUUCGGCUCGGGGCUGAUUAGGGACAUUUGGUCAGCAUAUAGUUGCAUGAUGUUCAGUUCUUGGGUGGGAGGGGUUUCUACAGGACAAGCAUAAACAAAUACGAGGUGCGGCGCAGUAGUCUUCUUCUCAAUGUGUUUAGCCAAAUCGACUAGAUCAUGAUCUUGCAUAACAAUAAUGAUCAUUAUGUUCGCGAUCGACAAUAGCA
Aaosphaeria arxii CBS 175.79 is the source of this 2754-nucleotide messenger RNA. RefSeq names its product glycoside hydrolase family 5 protein. Gene Ontology annotation, biological process: carbohydrate metabolic process; ergosteryl 3-beta-D-glucoside catabolic process. Bases 165 to 2432 code for a protein of 755 amino acids. The record is from RefSeq and is a predicted model, not a curated record. Gene Ontology annotation, molecular function: steryl-beta-glucosidase activity. The transcript has 3 exons. Lineage: Eukaryota; Fungi; Ascomycota; Dothideomycetes; Pleosporales.